Messenger RNA from Pipistrellus nathusii (Nathusius's pipistrelle), 1350 nucleotides. Lineage: Eukaryota; Metazoa; Chordata; Mammalia; Chiroptera; Vespertilionidae. The record is from the annotation of a GenBank genome assembly.
AUGGAGUUUUUCAUCAGUAUGUCUGAAACCAUUAAAUAUAAUGACGAUGAUCAUAAAACUCUGUUUCUGAAAACACUAAAUGAACAGCGCCUGGAAGGGGAAUUUUGUGAUAUUGCUAUUGUGGUUGAAGAUGUGAAGUUCAGAGCACACAGAUGUGUUCUCGCCGCCUGCAGCACCUACUUUAAAAAGCUCUUUAAGAAGCUUGAGGUUGAUAGCUCUUCAGUAAUAGAAAUAGACUUUCUUCGUUCUGAUAUAUUUGAAGAGGUCCUGAACUACAUGUACACAGCAAAGAUCUCUGUGAAAAAAGAAGAUGUUAACUUAAUGAUGUCAUCAGGUCAGAUUCUUGGUAUCCGAUUUUUGGAUAAACUCUGUUCUCAGAAGCGUGAUGUAUCUAGUCCUGAUGAAAAUAAUGGUCAGUCAAAAACUAAAUACUGCCUCAAAAUAAAUCGUCCCAUUGGAGAUGCUGCUGACACUCAGGAUGAUGAUGUGGAAGAAAUUGGAGAUCAAGAUGACAGCCCAUCGGAUGACACUGUAGAAGGCACACCCCCCAGUCAGGAGGACGGCAAGUCGCCCACAACUACACUCAGGGUUCAGGAAGCGAUCUUGAAAGAACUGGGGAGUGAGGAAGUUCGAAAAGUCAAUUGCUACGGCCAGGAAGUAGAAUCCAUGGAGACCUCGGAAUCGAAAGAUUUGGGGUCUCAGACCCCUCAAACCUUAACAUUUAAUGAUGGAAUGAGCGAGGUGAAGGAUGAACAGACACCAGGCUGGACAACCGCUGCCAGCGACAUGAAGUUUGAGUAUUUACUUUAUGGCCACCAUCGGGAGCAGAUUGCCUGUCAGGCGUGUGGUAAGACAUUUUCUGACGAAGGCAGAUUAAGGAAGCACGAAAAACUCCACACAGCAGACAGGCCAUUUGUUUGCGAAAUGUGUACAAAAGGUUUUACCACACAGGCCCACCUGAAAGAACACCUAAAAAUCCACACAGGAUAUAAGCCCUACAGUUGUGAGGUGUGUGGAAAGUCAUUUAUUCGUGCCCCGGACCUAAAGAAGCACGAGAGAGUGCACAGUAAUGAAAGGCCGUUUGCAUGCCACAUGUGUGACAAAGCCUUCAAACACAAGUCCCACCUCAAAGAUCAUGAACGAAGACACAGAGGGGAAAAGCCUUUUGUGUGUGGCUCAUGCACCAAAGCAUUUGCCAAGGCGUCUGAUCUGAAAAGGCACGAGAACAAUAUGCACAGUGAAAGGAAGCAGGUUACCCCCAGUGCCAUCCAAAGCGAGACAGAACAGUUGCAGGCAGCAGCGAUGGCCGCCGAAGCGGAGCAGCAGUUGGAAACGAUAGCCUGUAGCUAG